Messenger RNA from Medioppia subpectinata, 2821 nucleotides. NCBI's taxonomy places the organism in Eukaryota, Metazoa, Arthropoda, Arachnida, Sarcoptiformes, Oppiidae. The record is from the annotation of a GenBank genome assembly.
CAGGACUGCGGAGAUGUGAGCACAACACCCGAGAGUUGUGUAGCGAAGGGCUGCUGUUGGAACAUCACGACUGUCCACAACGAACCCAAUUGUUUCUUCCGAAAUGAGGGCAACCAUACAAUAGAUCCCAUUUGUCCCACAAUUCCCAUCGCUUCCAGACAAGACUGCGGUGAUGUCACUACAACACCCACUCAAUGCACUGCUAAAGGCUGUUGUUGGGAAGUAGAACCCGCACCGGGAGAACCCAACUGCUUCUUCAAAACGGGUGGACCCGUCACUGUGGCUCCGGGACCGACCAGCUCUCCGGGUCCGGUAGAUCCUAAGUGCGAUUUUAUAGUCGCCGCGCGUCAAGACUGCGGAGAUGUGACCACAACUCCGGACAGUUGUGUAGCGAAGGGCUGCUGUUGGAACAUCACUACUGUUCCCAACGAACCCAACUGUUACUACAAGAAUGAGGGCAAUCAUACCGUAGAUCCCGUUUGUCUGGCAAUUCCCGUCGCUUCCCGAACAGACUGUGGAGACGUUCACACGACUCCCGACUCAUGCGUUGCUAAGGGCUGCUGUUGGGAAGUGGAGACAAUGCCGGGUGAGCCCAACUGUUUCUUCAAGACUGGAGGACCAGUUACAGGGACUCCGGGACCGACUGUUCCGGGACCGACCAGCUCUCCGGGACCGGUAGAUCCUAAAUGCGAUUUCAUAGUCGCCGCGCGUCAAGACUGCGGAGAUGUGACCACAACACCCGAUAGUUGUGUAGCGAAGGGCUGCUGUUGGAACAUCACUACUGUUCCCAAUGAACCCAAUUGUUAUUAUAAAAAUGAGGGCAAUCAUACGGUAGAUCCCGUUUGUUUGGCAAUUCCCGUCGCUUCCCGAACAGACUGUGGAGACGUUCACACGACUCCCGACUCGUGUGUAGCGAAAGGCUGCUGUUGGGAAGUGGAGACAAUGCCGGGUGAGCCCAACUGUUUCUUCAAGACUGGAGGACCGGUUACAGGGACUCCGGGGCCGACCGUUCCGGGCCCGACCAGCUCUCCGGGACCCAUCGAUCCUAAAUGCGAUUUCACUGUCGCCGCGCGUCAAGACUGCGGAGAUGUGACCACAACUCCGCACAGUUGUGUAGCGAAGGGCUGCUGUUGGAACAUCACUACUGUUCCCAACGAACCCAACUGUUACUACAAGAAUGAGGGCAAUCAUACCGUAGAUCCCGUUUGUCUGGCAAUUCCCGUCUCUUCCCGAACAGACUGCGGAGACGUUCACACGACUCCCGACUCGUGUGUGGCAAAGGGCUGCUGUUGGGAAGUGGUAACCAUUCCCGGAAAACCCAACUGUUUCUUCAAAACAGGGGGAACAGUCGCACCCCCGGGACCGACGAGUGCUCCACAUCCGGGCGGUAAGAAAGUAUUAGUUCAUAUAAUGCCGUGGUUUGAGACCAAAGUAUCGGGCGGUGGGAAGUGGGGCAUCCACUGGUCAAUGGCCAAUUUCAACCCUGAUCAAAUGGUUGGUGACAAACGCAAAAUCGCAUCGCAUUACUACCCACUCAUUGAUUUAUACGCUUCCGGAGACCCGAAGGUAAUUGACUGGCAAUUGGGUCUCAUGAAAGUGUCGGGCAUUAGUGGUGUGCUGAUAGAUUGGCCAGGGUCGUCCGGACUACUCGAUUACGGCACUAAUAUGCGUAACGCCGAAGCCAUCAUUGCUGGCACUCAAAGAGCGGGACUCGAGUUUGCGGUCGUAUAUGAAGACAAUAAUUUGGAUUUGGCCAAAAUGCCGGACCAUAUCGGACAGGCCAAGAAAGACAUGACUUAUUUGCAGCAAAACUAUUUCUCAAAACCUAAUUAUAUUAAAAUCAAUGGACAGCCGCUUCUCCUUGACUUUGGCCCCCAGAAGGGUCUUCAGGGCGGCGAUUGGGUGCAAGCUUUCAGCGUUUUGAGUCAAAAGCCACUCUUCCUGUCCCUCUGGAACCAAAUGCAACAAACGGGUGGAACAGCUGGCGGUGAGUUUGCAUGGAUUUGGUCCACAUUUCUCGAUGGACUCAAAUCAUGGUAUCCGAGAGCCACUGGUUUUAAGAUAGGAGUCGCUUAUCCCGGCUUUGAUGACGCCUACCAGGAGGGCGGAUGGGGUGCCGGACCCGGCUAUAAGAUACCCACAAGUCUGGCCAACUUCCAGACCACCCUUGAUCUGGCGCUAUCUUACACUGAUGUGGUACAGGUGUGCACUUGGAAUGACUACGGAGAGGGCACUAUCAUUGAGCCCACUCUGGUGGCCACUCGGGCUCAGAACCCAUCGAUAGGAACAAAUCCAAUCUCAUUGGCAGCGCCCGGUCUUAAUGGCGAUAGUUUUGUGUUGGACAUGGCCACAACGGCAGUGGCCAAGGGCAAAUUGGAAAUAGCCGAUCGCAAACAUGAACAAAUUACAGAGGGCUGGGCUAUUGACCAAAGUGGUUAUAAGGGAUAUGGACUCUCAAUGAUGACGGAAAUAUUUUGUGGUAUUUUAAGUGGAGGUCUGUUUGGGCCAAAUAUUAAGGAACACAAGACCUCUUCUAAUCCAAUGGAUUUGAGUCAUUGUUUUAUUGCCAUAAAUGCGGAUUGUUUUGCGCCUGGAUUUGCCCAAAGAAUGCAAAGUCUUUUGGAUUCAUGUCGUAACCAAACGCCUGCCAAAGACGGAACCGACGUCAUAGUGGCCGGCGAUCCCGAACGACAACACAUGGAGUUAUGUGACUCGUUGGGAGGCAUUCCCUAUCACAUCAAUCAAAUACAAUUUGCCGUGCAACGAUCUUGCUCGGAAACUCAAUAUUGAUCCACCGCUUUGUUUAUAAUAAUUUUGUGCU